CCCGGCCGCCAGGGGUCACUAUUCAAAUACGAGUCAGGGAGCCGCCUGCAGCGUCGUGACGCGCUCCGGACUCACUGAAUCAAACACUGUCUGGUCUUUCGACUGAAGCGAUCAGAUCAUCAUAAACAGACUGUAGAAAUGGCGGUGAGCACCGGUACCUCUCUGCUCCUGUCCUCCCUGCUCUCUCUGCUCCUCUUCGCUGGGAUGCAGAUGUACAGCCGUCAGCUGGCCUCCUCUGAGUUGCUGACCAUCCUGGGCGGGUUCCUGGGGUCGGUGCUCUUCAUCUUCUCACUCACUGCCUUCAACAACCUUGAGAACCUGGUGUUUGGAAAGGGCUUCCAGGCCAAGAUCUUCCCAGAGAUCGUGGUGUGCCUCUCCCUGGCUCUGUUUGCCUCUGGUCUGGUUCACCGGGUGUGUGUUACCACAUGUUUCAUUUUCUCUCUCUUUGCUCUCUACUAUGUGAACAAGGUGUCUGCUACUCUGUACCAGGCAAUGCCAGUGCUGACUCCGGCAAAGACAGCGGAAAGAGCAAGAAGAAGAACUGACCAGCUGACCAGCUGACCCCUCCAUCCCUCCAUCCGCCCCUCCGCCCCUCCAUCCCUCCAUCCUCCCCUCCACCCCUCCGUCUGCCCCUCCCUCCCCUUCUUUCAGCCAGUCACAGAAAUUCCAUCCACGGUUCAUUGCUUUACAUGGAAGACGCGUUAGACUUCUGGUCAAAACGUUUGUCGUUGAAUUUCCCUUGAAGACACUGAGAAAGACUGCUAGUCACGUGACACUGAAUUUACACUGAGGAAUCUGAUCGCAACAUUUGUCAUUGAAGUUUCCUUUAGAGUUUUUUAAAUGUAGCGCUGUCCAGUGUUUCGUUAGUAAAUGGUGCUGUAUUUUGGUUUUUGUGAAAAUUGGUGAAAUUAAGAGUGAACGCUCUAUUUAAAAAAAUAUAGAAAUAUUGACUGCAAAAUUCACUUCAAGGGAGACAUGAAUUCUAACACGGAUCAGAUUUAUACAGCUGCCCCGCCCACAAGCUCUGACUCCUCCCAACUGGCUGCCCAACCAAUCACAGCAGACCCAGCCCAUCCCAAUACGCUAACAAGCCAAUCAAAAUAGACCUGAUCCCCCGCCCCCCCCCUCCAAAUCGUCAGCUCAGCCAAUCGCAGCAGCCCUGUACAUUCCAUUGAGGUUCGAUAAGAUUUUGAAUCAAUAAAGCUGUUUUGUCAUAAAAAA
Messenger RNA from Acipenser ruthenus (sterlet), 1221 nucleotides. RefSeq names its product keratinocyte associated protein 2 (gene krtcap2). Bases 139 to 561 code for a protein of 140 amino acids. The record is from RefSeq and is a predicted model, not a curated record. The transcript has 6 exons. Lineage: Eukaryota; Metazoa; Chordata; Actinopteri; Acipenseriformes; Acipenseridae.